CGCCAUCCCUAGCCCAAACUGAAUGUUUUUAUUUUUCAAAAGACGAAGUUUCAAAAAUACAUAACAAAUAGUCUUAGCACAUAGUUAUAAAGUAAGGGUUAUCAUCCUAAAUUGUAAUGGAUUUCCCGGUCACCCCGUCUAAUGCAUCUGAUAGCAAUGAUAACUCUAAUACAACGCCCCAAUUUGAAACAGCACAAGAUGCUAUAAAAAGACGCAGUUCAUCAAGGUCCAUCAAAAGGAGACGAUUUGAUGAUGAGCUCGUUGAAUAUAGUUUGGGCCUACCCGGUGCAUCACUUGGGAAGGGAGAAAAAAGAAUUAGGACUCAGUCUUAUACCAGCCAGUUACCAGAAUUUCCGAUUAAUAUUCCUACGGCAUCAAUAAGCUCAGUUCCAGAGCGCAGAAAACCAUUAAACAAAGUGGCUGGUGCUGGUCACAGAUCACGUCGAAAAGGUCAAUUAAGUCAAUUAUCGACAAAAGACUUGGGCAGAUGGAAACCUACAGAUGAUUUGGCUUUAAUAAUAGGAGUUCAACAGACAAAUGAUCUCCGUAUGGUACAUAGAGGUGUCAAGUUCUCCUGCCGGUUCACUGUGGCAGAGUUGCAGUCUCGUUGGUAUGCAUUGCUGUAUAAUGCUGAGAUAUCUCGAGUGGCAGUUGCUGCAAUGAGGAAUUUGCAUCCUGAUCUUGUCGCCACUAUACAGCAGCAGGCUUUGUACUCCACUGCUGAAGAGGAAUUACUUGGCACAAUUACCAGUAAUUCUCAUCCCAUUUUAGAAAAGUUUCAAGAACUACUUGAACAGAAUCCACAUGUAUUUUACCCAACAAGAACUGCAAAGAGUAUAAUGGAGCACUGGCAGCUUUUAAAGCAGUACCACUUAUUGCCAGAUCAGUCUGUGCAACCCUUGCCCAAAAAUCCUGAUGAUCCUAUUAUGACAUUCUCGGAUGCUGAAGAUACAAUGAAUGAUGCAGAUUUGCCAGAUUACAAGGAGGACGGUAUGGAUGUGGAAAUGCAGUUAGCUGAUAGGAUCGAAAAAAAAGACAUAAGGCUGUUGGAAAACGCAUUCUCACGCUGGCAAGUCCUGGUUCAGUCAGUAGCUGGUGGAAACAUAGAGUUGGACAAGAACACUCUCGCUGUGCUGCGAGGAAGACUUGUCAGAUACCUGAUGAGAUCAAGAGAGAUCGCCGUGGGGCGCAGCACGAGGGACCACACCAUUGACGUGGACCUCAGCCUGGAGGGGCCCGCCGCCAAGGUGUCCCGGAAGCAGGCGACCAUCCGACUGAGGAACAGCGGCGAGUUCUUCAUGUCCUCGGAAGGGAAGAGGCCGAUAUUCGUGGACGGUAGACCCGUGCUCCAGGGGAACAAAGUGAAGCUGAAUCAUAAUAGCGUGAUUGAGAUCGCGGGGCUGCGUUUCGUGUUCUUCAUAAACCUGGACCUCAUCAGUGCGAUCCGUCAGGAAGCCGUGAAAGUAAACAUACCCGUGUAGAUUUAAGAAAUAAAUAAAAUUUGAUUGAAAAA
This is a messenger RNA of Leptidea sinapis, 1513 nucleotides long. RefSeq names its product microspherule protein 1 (gene Rcd5). Gene Ontology annotation, molecular function: G-quadruplex RNA binding; protein binding. Gene Ontology annotation, biological process: positive regulation of transcription by RNA polymerase II. The transcript is spliced from 8 exons. Lineage: Eukaryota; Metazoa; Arthropoda; Insecta; Lepidoptera; Pieridae. Gene Ontology annotation, cellular component: MLL1 complex; Ino80 complex; NSL complex. Bases 117 to 1481 code for a protein of 454 amino acids. The record is from RefSeq and is a predicted model, not a curated record.